This is a messenger RNA of Cicer arietinum (chickpea), 2057 nucleotides long. RefSeq names its product transcription factor E2FB. The record is from RefSeq and is a predicted model, not a curated record. Lineage: Eukaryota; Viridiplantae; Streptophyta; Magnoliopsida; Fabales; Fabaceae. Gene Ontology annotation, molecular function: RNA polymerase II cis-regulatory region sequence-specific DNA binding; protein dimerization activity; DNA-binding transcription factor activity, RNA polymerase II-specific. Gene Ontology annotation, cellular component: RNA polymerase II transcription regulator complex. Gene Ontology annotation, biological process: regulation of transcription by RNA polymerase II.
UCCGAACCAAAUUUCUCAUUCUCAUUUUUUCUUUCCCUCGUUUUCUUCUCUCAUUUCUCUCUCCCGCUUUUUUGUUUUCCGACUUACCAAACACCUAGAUCUCACCCGUUUCCCUCCCAUUUCCUCUUUCAAUUCUCAUCGGAGCUCCAUCGCCGGCACUUGGAUGUCGGCCAACCGAGCUCCUCCCGCCGCCUCCUCCUCCAACCCGCCGGACCAGAUCAUGCAAUCCAUGAAACGACAACUCCCGUUUUCCUCCAUGAAACCUCCUUUUGUAGCUUCCGGAGAUUAUCACAGGUUUGGUCCCAACAACCGCCGGAAUCUGGACCAAGAAACCGAAGCUAUUGUUGUUAAGACUCCUCAAUUGAAGCGGAAGAGUGAAACGGCCGAUUUUGAAGCUGAUUCAGGUGAUAGGAUGACUCCUGAAUCCACCGAAGCAGCCAAUAGUCCUUCUCAGACGCCUGCAUCUGGUAAGACGGGGAAGGCAGGCAAAUCCUCUAGGCUGACAAAAUGCAACAGAUCUGGAACUCAAACCCCAGGCUCAAAUAUUGGUUCUCCUCCAGGAAACAAUCUCACCCCGGCUGGUCCAUGUCGAUAUGACAGCUCUUUAGGCCUGUUGACGAAAAAGUUCAUCCAUUUAAUAAAACAAGCAGAGGAUGGCAUUCUUGAUCUUAAUAAAGCUGCUGACACAUUGGAGGUGCAAAAGAGGAGGAUAUAUGAUAUAACAAAUGUUCUUGAAGGGAUUGGCCUUAUAGAAAAAAAGCUCAAGAACAGAAUUCAGUGGAAGGGGCUGGAUGUUUCAAAACCAGGGGAGGCUGAUGAUAGUUUUGCUAGUUUACAGGCAGAAGUUGAAAAUUUAACAAUCGAGGAACGCCGGUUAGAUGAACAGAUAAGGGAGAUGCAAGAAAGACUACGGGAACUUAGUGAAGAUGAAAAUAAUGAGAAGUUGCUUUUUGUCACUGAGGAAGAUAUAAAGAAUUUGCCCUGCUUUCAGAAUGAAACCUUGAUAGCAAUUAAAGCUCCACAUGGCACCACUUUGGAAGUCCCUGAUCCUGAUGAGGCUGUUGAUUAUCCACAGAGAAGGUACAGGAUAGUCCUGAGAAGCACAAUGGGCCCAAUAGAUGUUUACCUUGUUAGCCAAUUUGAAGAGAAGUUUGAGGAGAUCAACGGUGUUGAUGUUGCACCCAAAUUUCCAUCCAGUCCAGAAGUUGACAAGCAGCAAUCAACUUUGGUCCCAGAGGAUAAAGGGAAGGAAGUAGAAGUGCAGGGACAAGAUGGUGAAGGGCCUAGUUCAGAUUUUACCAACUCUCACGACUUUGUGAGUGGGAUCAUGAAGAUUGUUCCUUCAGAUGUUGCGAGUGACGCUGAUUACUGGCUUUUAUCAGAUGCCGAUGUUAGCAUAACUGACAUGUGGAGAACAGAACCCACAGUUGAAUGGAAUGAACUCAAUAAGCUUCAAGAAGAUUAUUGUACAGCUCCUGAACACACUACAACCCCAAGUCAUCCAUCGAACAUAGGUGAAGUCUCUUCUGCAUCCAACCCUCCUGAUGGUUGAAGCUUCAGAAGGAUGUAUUGUAAAUGGUGUUCUUUCUUCAACUGAGAACCUAUGACAUCCAGCCACCUCUCUGUUGUAUCAUCUUCAACAUAGUGCUAGAGGUUGGAUUGAAGGUUCCUAGAAGUUCUAGGCUAGAAGUUACUUUCUCAAUGUCUCUCUGCGAAGCUUGUCCUAAGGAACUGAGGGCCAGUCAAAUGGCUCAUUGUACAGUUAAUUUUUACAUAAUCCAAGCAACUUUGUACUUCAAGGGGAAAACACCUGUGGCUUUGGUGAACCCAUCUUUGUAUAUUGUUGUAAGUCUCAGCUUUCUAUAGCCGUUAGAUCAAAGUGUAUGUUCGCAUAGCAAUAAAAAAAAGAUUUCAGGAUGCAGAGUGCAGAGCUCAGCUAACUGUUUUGGUCAAAUGAUAAGUUUCAUCUGAUGAAAGAUUAUAUGGUCAUUCCAUUUCUUUGAAACCUUGUAAUUAACUUCUCAGUUUCUAUCUGUACCUCUUUUUUCACGCUCCAA